AGGACAUCAUCCUCCCAGGGGAAUGAAGAAAGAGAGGAGAAGGCAGCCAAGCUCGCACAGAGCCUGCUGAGCUCUCCCGGGGACUGCUCGGGGCAAUCCUGGCAGCCGAGCAAAGUUUCCCGAGCUCGGUGAAGAGAGGGAAGGAGGCAUGUGAGAUCCUGCUCCUCCGAGCACGCAGCUGGGCUUCCAGCCCCGGCAUUGCUGGCUCUGGCCAUGGCUUUGUCAUCCCCGACUGGAGAGUGAAGGGGAGACCCGGGCCACCCGCUCUCUCCAUCGCCCUUCCCGGCUCCACACUCCAGCCGAGGGAUUUCAAGACAGCAGGAGAUCAGAGUCAGCCUUCUCAAUACAGUGUACACCCUGUGAGACUCACCUCAACAUGUUCAGCGAAAAGAGCAGUGCCUCUUUGCCCCAGAAGCCCAUCCAGAAAAAGACACGACCUCAGGGUCUCCCUUCCCCUGCUCUCUGCUGCGCUUGUGGACUUUGCAUCAUGCUGGCAGGAAUCAACAUCACUUUAGUGGGAGCAUUUGCCUUUGGGACCUUCCUUCCUGUGAACAACCCUCCCAUCAUCAUUGGACCCAUCCUGUUGGUGGUGGCUUUCACAUUCUUCGGUGCCUGCUGCAUCUGCAGCCGGAGGCCCCCAGCUCACGGGGCCAGGAAAUCCAAACCAGGUUCCAACAUUGGGCUCAUCAAACCUGGCAACACAGCCUUUGAAAUUGAAACUAGUGAGCACACGGUGCAGGACACCACUGCUGUUCAGCUGAGCCCCACAAAUUCCCCCAUCUCCUCCAAAAAGUCCACACCAGUUCAUGAGAAUGCGAAGACUUGCAAGCUCUUCACCAUGGAAGGCAACGGGCCAGUGGCCAAGUACACCACAGGAGGAGAGGCAAUACAGCUCAACUUGCCCAGGGACCUGGCUGCAUCCUAAAGCCAGGCAGAGUUUUGAUAGCAACCAUCCAGAUGCUGCAAUGGGUGAGCUGGAGAUCCAUGAUGUACCAUCAGCCAGAGGCAUGGGGAAGGUGCUUGUGAAAAGCCAGCAGACAGAAAGGUCUCUCUGAAUCGCUUUAAGGAAGAUGGAUGCAGCAGCAGAAGAAAUCUGGAUUUUUUGAUGAAAGGAACAUGCCCAUUACCUGGCUUUAAGAAGAAAAUGAUAUUGCUGUGAAAGGAUGACUUUUGGCUCCCAGGAAUAGACUGGCUUUUUUGAGGAGCAGAUAGGAAGAGAGGAAUGGAUUAAUUUGUCUAACAUAAUGUGGAAAUAUGAUGGCUGGAAGGAGGAGCUACAUGGGGCUGACAAAUGACAGCUUUUUCUUCUCAGAAGUGAAGAUAUUCUUGAAAGCCAAAGAAGCAGGAAUGCAGUAAAUUACAGCUUGUUGCCACUCAGUCACAAGAAGAUUUCAGCAUUUUUAGUGCCAGGCUUUUUGGCAGUAGGGACAAAGCUGUGUGUUUGCUAUUGAAAAAGCAGUGUGAAACAAUCUCCUCUCUGUUGAAAAUUCUUGCUCCACCUUGCCUUCAUUUGGGUGACUUUACCACCUAUUUUAAGAGACAAUGAAUCUCAAGGAUUGCAAUUAGCACUGGUGUUUUCCUCUUCUUUCCAUCAGGUUGGGCUGCAGCUGUGCUGCUCUGUGCAGUACAUAUCUUGGAAGGUCAACCAUGCUGAAUCCUUGAGGACAAGCUCUUGGAGUAACUAGAGGCUGGCAGGAGCCUGCAAAUGGAAUCUUUGAGCAAUUAUUAUGAACUGAAUGCUAGGCAGCUUCAUUUCCAUCUUUUUGUGGAAAGCUGGCCUUGGAAACACACAUCAGCUUGAGGCAGGGGGCAAAUAACUAUAUGGGCCUCAGGACAGCUGUGCUGGAAGGUAAUAAUUGUUAUCUCCUUCCACAAAGUGGUUACGAGAUCCAUUGCACAGAGUGGGCAAUCAGGAAUGGAUCUCCUUGCUGCAGGAAACUGGCUGCUCAAUGUGCUCAUGCACUUGAAAAGCAAUGGAAUGAGUUUGCAGACUAGAAUUCAUCAAGACCUGCUCAACUCAAAGACACCAAUUCUGCCUCAGAAAGACCCUGAUCUGGUAGAUUAUUGCUGCCAAGACUAUGUGUUCUUCCCUGGGCAGCCUUGGCUGGGAAAAUGGUGUUGUGCUCGUGGGCCUUUGCUCUGACUCCUGUAGAGGCUGUUCAAAUAUUUUGUGAGCUAUGGGACCAGUGUGGGGAAGGAGGACAGCUGUGCUUGGCAUGACCAGUAUGUGUGGAGGCAGCAGCAGCACAGUAGAUUCUGAGUAGGAAUGGCUGCAUAGGUUCUCUGUUUAUGGAAAUCCUGUAUUUUAAAUGGGGCACUUGGGGGUUUGAAUGACCAGGAAGUCAUAUGGAUGCAAGAAUGAUCAUAACAGAUCAUUCCAAAGGACUAGUUAGCCCAGCAUCCCAUUCUGACAAGACAAAAAGCCGGGUCUGGAGAAGACCAUAAAGACAGGGCAAACCCAGGAUAUUGCUUGCCCAAAAUGCUCUCCCAGCUUCCAAUGUGCUAUUGCUUAGGAGCUUCCCAAGUGGGAAGUGGUGCCUGUAUUUAGCAGCCCUGUGUGGAUUUCUUAAUGAAAUAACCCAUUUGCACCUUGAAUAUUUGUCAGCUUUCAUCAUUUGUGAUCCUGCAGCAGGGAGCUGCACAGUUUAAUGAGAGGAGGGCUGCAGAGAUCAGGCUGGAGGAGAGGGAGGGGUUGUGACAUGGCCAAGGCUCCCCUGGGCCACCAGCAGCCCUCUGCAUGUCAGGGCUGUGGGAUGGUUGUGUUAGGUUAAGUGAUGGCAUGUGGAGUCAUGAGGGAGCUGGAGAGAAGAGCCAGAGUGCUGUACAGUCCAUGUGUGAGGUGUCCUGGUUGCUCUGGGGAGCUGAUGUGCAGCUGGCAGCCCCUUUGUGACCUCCAAUAGGAUGAUGUCAAAUUUCAUUCCUUGAUGAGAGGUAAACAAUCGCUCUGUCUUCAUGUGGGUCCUCCUUGAGUGCUCCAACAAUUUACUGUGGUGAGCAGCUCCUUCUACAUCAAGGAAUUACAUCAGUGUGAUUUUGACAGAGCUCGUCUACUGACUAAGAGGGGCAGCAGCAGGAUGGGAGAAAGAUGUUUCUGUGGGCCUGGGAAGGUGUGGGUUCAAGUCUUCAGUACAGCCUCUGUGUCCUGGGCAAAUCAAUGAAUUGUGCUAUUGCUCAACUCCCUGCCUGUGCUAGAGGGAAAGUACCUGCUUCCAGCUCCUCUUAUGGCUGCCUUAAAGAUGAACACAUUGCCAGACAACAGGGUUGAUAUUAAUACACCUGAGUCUGGAGAUUGCUUGAAGGUGGAUGAGUCUGUGUGGUUUGAUCUCUCCAUGGUCCUUCGGAGCUCAUUUUCGUGGCUGAGCUUUGCCUCCAGUACCAGCUGUCCUUUGGCACCCAGGAGCUGCUGUGCUGAACAAAAAGCUCCCACAAUUUUUGCCUUCCAGUGAUUGCUGUAGCAAUUAAAAGGAAUUGCUCACUGAUGUAGGUUUGUUUCCCGGGUUGCUGGCUCGCCAGCCUUUUGGAAUAGCACACAACAAGCUGGAAGUCUUUUAGAGGCAUUGCCCAAGUGAGUGUGGUUACUGCAGCACUUUUCUUUGAGCACUUGGAGCCAAAAAAAGUUGUAAAAUCAAGUGGUAACCAUACAACUCCUGCCUCUACUUGCCAAAGGCUUGAAAACCAAGUCUGGAGUGUGAGCACUGGAAUGACUCCUUGCCAGAGCUGCGCCAGGGAGUGCUAACAGAGCUGGAUAACACCAUGGCAGAUCACAUACAAGUCGAAGGCAAAGGCCCUUGGGCAGGAAUGGGGGCAAAAGCAGGACUUUGAGGGCCAGCUAGGGUUUAGUGUGGUUCACUCUUGUUUUGUGGCAUCGCAGCCAGCACUAUACAGAGAACCUUGAUUCAGCCCCGGGACCUGGAGCAUCCUGUGCUGCACGUGCAGUCUGCUGCUGAGCAGAAAAGCUGGUGUUGCUCUGGGACAUGAUGCCCUUGGGACCCAAGAGGUGACAACCAGCAGAGGUGGCACCUGGGCAAGCAGAGGCGUAGGAUCAGUGGGAUCCUGCUUUAGUGCAGGAGUUGAACUAGGUGAUCUCUAGAGGUCCCUUCCAACUCUGUGAGAUGCUGAUCCCCUGGCUUGGUGGGACCCUACACCAAGCUGUGACCCCAGCCACCUGUCUGCACAGCAAGGUGGGCAUGGGAAUGUCUGCUGCCUUCCAAAGCAAGAACCCCCUGCUCUUGCCUUUUUCUGUCUUUUGGGAUCCCCAUGUCUGUCUGUCUGUCCACCUCCAUGACCGGCCGUGACUUACGUUGUGAAUCUUGUGCCUCCUUGUGUAGCAGGAGACAAGGGAGAGUUUCUUGUCCUCCAAGUCAGUGUUUCUGGUGUGAGUCUUUUUUAAAAUUACUAUUUACAUGUGUACAAUGUGGAAUUUGGAAAAGACAGACUCAUUAAAAUAAUUGC
Apus apus (common swift) is the source of this 4452-nucleotide messenger RNA. RefSeq names its product transmembrane protein 275 (gene TMEM275). The transcript has 2 exons. Lineage: Eukaryota; Metazoa; Chordata; Aves; Apodiformes; Apodidae. The coding region runs from base 377 to 925 and encodes 182 amino acids. The record is from RefSeq and is a predicted model, not a curated record.